AUGGCCGGCCAGGGUCAGAGGCUCAACAUCGUUCCGACGGUGACGAUGCACGGGGUCAUGAAGGCUCGCCUAAUCGGUGCCACAGGCCUACGAGGGGCUACGCCCUACUCAAAAAGAGGAGCGACACGCCGUUGCCUUGACCAUUCAGUUCCGGCAGAUCCUGAAGAAGAUGGGCGACAUCAUGAAGACAUCCGCUUUCGCCUCAUGGAGGCCAAGUAUGUUGCCGGUAAUAAUGUCAAGCACGUCGUCCUCGAGAACGUCCAAUCCGCGACGCUGAAGGACAAAUUCAAUGAAGAAGGAAUGAUCGUCGCUGAAGGUGAAAGGGAAGCGAAGAAGCUUGAAGAUGCUGGUGAGCUGAAGAGGCUGGAGGAGACAGGGGUUCAUGUUAAGUCUUUGUUUCAGAUUGAAGAUGAAGGGGAGAUAUAUGUGAAGGAAGGACCUGCGAUAUGUAGGUCUCCAACAACAUACUACGGUUACCAGUUGAAGGUGGCAUAUAUCGCAAUUCUUUGA
Molecule: messenger RNA, 510 nt
Organism: Nymphaea colorata (pocket water lily)
Lineage: Eukaryota; Viridiplantae; Streptophyta; Magnoliopsida; Nymphaeales; Nymphaeaceae
Product: V-type proton ATPase subunit D-like
Exons: 2
Coding region: 1-510 (169 amino acids)
Source: RefSeq, a predicted model, not a curated record